Fonsecaea nubica is the source of this 1125-nucleotide messenger RNA. RefSeq lists its product as hypothetical. The coding region runs from base 1 to 1125 and encodes 374 amino acids. The record is from RefSeq and is a predicted model, not a curated record. Lineage: Eukaryota; Fungi; Ascomycota; Eurotiomycetes; Chaetothyriales; Herpotrichiellaceae. Gene Ontology annotation, molecular function: oxidoreductase activity, acting on the CH-OH group of donors, NAD or NADP as acceptor. The transcript has 4 exons.
AUGGCGCAUCCGGGCCCCCUUGAACGCGUUAACCGCCUCGCUGUGGGUGCUCUUACCCUGCCCUUCAGUCUUGUUCACCGUGCAUCGACCGAACCACUUCUUACCGGCACUUUGUUGUUUGCUCUAACCCGAGCACCUAUUCAAUACCGAGCACGCCUCUUGAAGGCAUUGGGCGAUGCCGGACUAUCGCCUGAACGCAUUGCCCUGCUCGUCAAGUCGUUGAAGUACCUCCUUGCUAUCGGCCUUGUCCGUAGGCUCAACCAGACACUGAACAAACUUGCCCUCAACAACUGGCACUUCUUCACCAAACCAGGUGCCCCCUUCCAAUGGGAUAAGCGGACGGAGCUCGUGGUAGUGACUGGAGGAUGUUCCGGCUUCGGGUACGAGAUGGUCAAAGGCUUCUCGAAACAUGCGAGAGUUGUCAUCCUGGAUAUCUCUCCAGUCCCCGAGGAGUUGAGGAAGCUUCCUGGCGUCGACUACUAUCAACUCGACUUGACCGACUUCUCGGCGAUAGAGUCGACAGCGGAGACCAUCCGCAGGGAGCAUGGAGACCCCACGGUCCUCAUCAACAAUGCUGGCAUUGCCAACGGCACCAAAAUUAUUCACAGUGAUGCAAAGUUGACCGACAGGAUCUUCAAAGUCAACAUUGCCAGUCACUUCAUUUUGAUCAAGGAGUUCUUGCCCGGAAUGUUGAGAGCGAAAAAGGGGCACGUUGUGACUAUUGCGUCCAUGGCCAGCUUCUUCGCAGCCCCCGGCCUCGUCGACUAUUGCUGCACAAAGGUUGCGGCACUCUAUCUCAACGAAGGCCUGCGGACGGAGCUUCGUACCUAUCAUGAGAAUGGCAAAUGCAUUCAAACCACCUCGGUCCAUCCGUCCUGGCAUGCAACUGGCAUCGUCAAACCCGUUGCCGCCAAGUUAGAGCAGGCGGGCAUCAGGUGUGAUCCGGCAUCCAACGUGAGCGAUGCCGUCGUGGAACAAGUGUUGGCGGGAAGGAGCGGCCAGAUUUUCAUGCCGAGGACUGAGGAAAGCAAUGCAGGGCUGAGGAACUGGCCUGUGUGGCUGCAAGAUACGAUGCUCCAGCUCCAAAGGAGUUUGAGGAAUGUCGACAUUGCUUGGAAGGAGUAA